Molecule: messenger RNA, 1211 nt
Organism: Drosophila willistoni
Lineage: Eukaryota; Metazoa; Arthropoda; Insecta; Diptera; Drosophilidae
Exons: 2
Coding region: 141-1058 (305 amino acids)
Source: RefSeq, a predicted model, not a curated record
UGUUUGUAAAAUUCGACCUGGUCAAGGGGGUACAGUACUUCAAUCAUUCUACUUCGUAAACUCAUACAGUCAACAUCAAAAAUAAAACAAAAACUGUUUUAAUUCUGAAUAUUAAAAAAGAGAAAAACAAAAGUGAAAAUAUGUUGACUGUUCAAUUGAUCAUGCAAUCCGGAGAGCAAUUGGUUAUGAAGCUCCCGAUCUCAGCCAGUAUAUACGAACUUAAGAGAGAGCUGCAGAGUCUUCUCAAUAUUCAGGAACCAUUGGAGAUUUGUACUUCUGAUGUAACGUUGGCCGAUUCAGUUCUUUUAACGGAAGUUGCUGGUCCAGGCAACAACGAACAAAUUAAGCCGAUUGUGUCUUGCUAUGAAGGCAACAAUUUUGUGUGCUUGAUACGAUUUUCUCUUGAGGCCGAGGAUAUCGCGCUUCCACUAGUCGAUAAUUCAGUGUCAGACUCAAGUAUCGAAGUUAAAGUUGAAUCUGAAAUGGAAAUGGAACCGGAUGUUACAACUGGUCAGCAUCCGCCAUACAUGAACAUCCUGCCAGAGAAGAGGCCGUUUAUUGUGGUAGUUUCUUCAUGCGCAAAGAACUUUUCCGAUCUGUUCGAAGGGUUCUUUGAUAUACUUUUGCGUUUCGGAGACGUUCGGAGCUUAGAUUUCAAUGAUGUCACUCCGGUCGCUGAAUACCAUGGCCGGCUGUACAUCGCAACGGCCAACGAAGAGACAAGGGAAUGGGUGGCGAGCAGCGUGUGUUCUAUAGGGCUCUAUGAGGCCGCUGGUUUUAUAGACUUCCUGCACCUGACAGCGGCCAGAGUUACUUGGCCAAAGGUAGAGACUUGUUUGCUGCGAAUUUUCACGCUCCUCGAAGAGCAGAACUCUGAUAUAAAGACGGAGAAGUGGGCUGUCGUGAGCCGGGAAUAUGUACCCCCUACAGUCACAAAUAUUUGCCCCAAUGAACAGGUUGACAUCUGGAUGGAUGCGGACAGUGCGGAUAUCAUCAAGGAGAGAUUCAACUGUCUUAAACUAUGUUUUUGGACGAUCGUAUUCGAGUUUCGCGAUUAGAUGACUUUUAUAUAUUUUUAUUUUAUCGAAUUUAUAUUUUGCAAUUUUAAAAAAAAGUUACGAUUACGGCAGACUCGUUUGCCUACCGAUUAUUCUGAUUGGCAACGGUCAAAUAGUUUAUCGUAACAGAAAAAUAAUAAAAUAUAAUAAUAA